AUGAUCCUCGGGCCCGUAUCUCUCAUCGACUGCCUCGUCUUCUGUAUCUACCUCACUCCACAGCUCCUCUACCAAGCAGGCUUUUUCCCUACCGCAGCCGUCGUUCUCAGGGUCAUCCCAUUUCUAUUGGUCACGCUUCCUAUCCAGUUCGUGUGGAACCGCUAUUGCAGGAGCUAUGCUUCGCACAAGUCAUCGUACCUAAAAGGCUCUACCAUCUUCGAAGACGUCGUCGUGCGGUGCGUGCGAUAUGCAUUCGCCAGCAUACCAGCCAACGUCGGCAGGGUCUUCUUUUCCAAGGACGUGGCGCUGCCCUUUUUAAGAUGGCGCAUGAAGAGACAUGGAUAUAAAGACUUUCCAGUCUAUUGGAAAGAAACCAUUGAAGAGGGAGACGCAAAGGUCAAGGGAAUCUGGAUCAAACAACGCGGCGAGGAUGAGCCGGAUAUUGUGAUUUACUACGCCCAUGGCGGCGGGUUUGCCAUGGGAUCGAGCUACUUCUACUUUGAGUUUCUUCUGGCAUGGCAUAGCCUAUUGGUUGAUGCCGGCUAUCAAAACCCUGCCAUCUUUGCCUUGGAUUACAGCCUAGUUCCGGAUGAGAUUUAUCCUACGCAGAUUCUUCAGACGCUCCAGGGCUACAAGCACGUGUUGGAAGUGGCCAAGGAUGCCUCCAAGGUGUGUGUUGCCGGAGACUCUGCCGGUGGCACGUUGAUCCUCAGCAUGCUGCUUGAGGUUGGGAUGCAGGUGCAGAGCCAGCAGGCCAUGGGAGUGAAGUUGGGCAAGAAGGGCAUGCCGGAGGGGAUCCGACCAGAUUUUGCCAUCCCGCGAAUGGCCAUGCUCAUCUCUCCUUGGAUCACGUUGGCUUCGAGCCUCCACUUCCCAUCCCCUGUCGACUACUUGAAUAGAGGCACCCUCUGGAAAUACGGGCACCAAUACGCUGGAGACACAAUGAUACAUGGUGGCAUGGCGUCGCCCGGAAGGUGUGACGACGUCAAGCUGUGGAAAGCAGCCAGCCCAGAGCGCGGCUAUUUUAUCACGUACGGCGGGGAAGAGGUCCUGGCGCCGGAUAUCGAGAACUUCGUGGGGCGGUUGGGCGCCGGCAAGGUUGAAAUCGAAGCUCGGCGGUUCGACGGUGCGAUUCAUGCAUGGCCCGUGGCGUCGCUUUUCCUGUCCAGCACGAGGAGGAAGCGGCUGUACGGGCUGCGGACUAUAGUAGGAGAGAUUAGAAAACGAUUCGACAAAGCACCGGCAGGCAAAGUGAAGUGGGACGGGAGGCUGUCAGAUUAG
Trichoderma aggressivum f. europaeum is the source of this 1281-nucleotide messenger RNA. RefSeq lists its product as uncharacterized. The record is from RefSeq and is a predicted model, not a curated record. Lineage: Eukaryota; Fungi; Ascomycota; Sordariomycetes; Hypocreales; Hypocreaceae. The transcript is spliced from 4 exons. The coding region runs from base 1 to 1281 and encodes 426 amino acids. Gene Ontology annotation, molecular function: lipase activity.